This is a messenger RNA of Dicrocoelium dendriticum, 1832 nucleotides long. NCBI's taxonomy places the organism in Eukaryota, Metazoa, Platyhelminthes, Trematoda, Plagiorchiida, Dicrocoeliidae. The record is from the annotation of a GenBank genome assembly.
ACUGGUCCGCAACCUUCGGCGCUCCAGUUCCCCGCGUCAGAAUGGCAGAAGGUAUCUUGGACGCAAACAACGCCUUCCUGCUUGGAAAUUAUCGUUCGGCUAUAAAAAUCUUGCAGAAAUGUGAGUUGAACGCCGCAGAUGUCAAGCAAAAGGGCGAUGUUCUCCUCCAUCGCGUUUACAUCGCACAAGGGAGGUGUGGCAUAGUGUUGGAUGAGCUGCGUGAUGUACCUGAUUCUUUAGAAUUGCAAUUAGUGAGGCUAGUUGCCUUAUAUUUUAAUUCUACUGAUGAAAGACCUAAAGUUUUAGAAGAAUUGGAAAAGCUAUUAAACGUUCCUCCGAGUUCUGAAGACGAGACUGCACUUAUUCUGGCUGCCACCGUUUACCUGGAUGCGGGCCUGAUUGACCGCGCCUUGCAGAUUCUUCAUCAAGGAGACGGUGUUAACUGCAACGCCUUGCGCGUUCAGGCCUACAUGGCUUUGCAUCGAUAUGACUUGGCUGGGAAGGUCAUUCGGCGUAUGCAAGCGGCUGAUGAAGAUUCGCUACCUUGUCAGCUGGCAACGGCCCUUUACAACAUAUCUAAGGGUGGUGACCGGUUGCAGGAGGCCUUGAACAUUUAUGAGGAGCUCAAAGAAAAGUAUGGCUCUACUCCCGUUAUUCUCAAUGGACAGGCCGCAGCAUUCAUUGGCAUGAACCGUUGGGAGGAUGCUGAAUCUGUGUUACAGGAAUCGCUUGAUCUUGACAGCAGCAAUAGCGAUUCAAUUGUCAACAUGAUUGUAGUCUCGCACCAUCUUGGGAAGCCUGUGGAGACUAUUAACAGACUUACGUCACAGCUGAAAGAGUCAAACAAAACUCAUCCUUUUUUGACGGAUCUUGCAGAGAAGGACGCGGAAUUCAGCCGUUGCUCGCAACAUUAUGCCCCUAGCAUCCCCUGUUGACUUUUUCCGCAUCUUGUGGCUCUCAGUAAUCUGCGAUCAUUUUAAUGGCUUCGUUUUCAUUCGCUUCCCGGCCCUUUUUCCCUUUUACAUUUUCUACACUUUCUUGUCGAUUUGAUUUUGUUUUGCAGUCCAGAUCAGUGGCCACUACUGCUCAGGUCCAGCGUGUAAUGUCGUUCUAGGUGUGCACAUUCGUUUGGUUUGUGACUCCAACUGUCUGUUAUACAACAUGAUUCUCUUCCCAAUGUGCCAUUUUUUGUACUUCUUUCGUUAACUUCGCUGUCAACGCUACCAGUUAACAAAACGUAGAAAAAGUCUAAGUGGGGAUGCAGGUGGAAAAUUCUUGCGCUUUUACCAUUGUUUAUCCAAGAAACCUGGUGUGACUGGACCGCGAGAUGAGCGCAGCCAUUUCCGCAGGUUUCGAAAGGAAUUCGAGCUUCACAUAGAAGAUUCUGUUUGAUUUCGUUGUUUAGCAACCAUAUGAGAAUGAAGUCCUCUAGCUUGGCGUUUUCGACGAGUGCAUGAAAGUAUUGGCAGAAAUAUCCCUGUCCCUCUCCAUUUUGUGCGCACAUUGCCUUUUCCAUUUUGACAUGGUUACAUACAUACAUUUUGAAAGCCGAUUCGGGAUCCACCUAGUUUUUUACUUUUCUCAUCAUCAAGUGAACAUGCAUGCUUCUGAGCAGGUGUACAGACGAAGAAGCACAACUAGUAUGGGGAAGAACAGUUCGAUGGUGGUCUCAGUUUUCAUGUCUUUUCGCUGCCAUCUACGUGUUGGAUUUUUGUGUGACCAAUAGUCGGCAUUUGGGUGAACUGUUCAAUUCGCGGAUAUAAUAAUGGGUUUCUGUUUAUUGUUUGUUCGUUGUCUGUGCCCGACAUCUCCAAAUACAGUAUAGAUGAUUU